CAGAGCUUCCGAGCAGCCAUGUCUGGCCGCGGCAAGGGCGGGAAGGGCCUGGGCAAGGGCGGCGCCAAGCGCCACCGCAAGGUGCUGCGCGACAACAUCCAGGGCAUCACCAAGCCCGCCAUCCGGCGGCUGGCCCGGCGCGGCGGCGUCAAGCGCAUCUCCGGCCUCAUCUACGAGGAGACCCGCGGGGUGCUCAAGGUGUUCCUGGAGAACGUGAUCCGGGACGCCGUCACCUACACGGAGCACGCCAAGCGCAAGACGGUCACGGCCAUGGACGUGGUCUACGCGCUCAAGCGCCAGGGCCGCACCCUCUACGGCUUCGGGGGCUGAGACUCACCCAA
Molecule: messenger RNA, 341 nt
Organism: Zalophus californianus (California sea lion)
Lineage: Eukaryota; Metazoa; Chordata; Mammalia; Carnivora; Otariidae
Product: histone H4
Exons: 1
Coding region: 19-330 (103 amino acids)
Biological process (GO): nucleosome assembly
Cellular component (GO): nucleosome
Molecular function (GO): DNA binding; structural constituent of chromatin; protein heterodimerization activity
Source: RefSeq, a predicted model, not a curated record